Molecule: messenger RNA, 7087 nt
Organism: Psylliodes chrysocephalus
Lineage: Eukaryota; Metazoa; Arthropoda; Insecta; Coleoptera; Chrysomelidae
Source: the annotation of a GenBank genome assembly
CGUUCUGAAAAGUUCUCGUAAGACUUUCUUCAGCGCCGAUACCCACUUUAACUCUUCGAAAAGGGUUUACGGUCAUGACUCGAUGCAAGUCCGGCCUCACUAAGUGAUGUGGUAGUGACUGCGAACAAUCUCUUUCGUGGCUGAUUUUCUAGUUUUGUAGUUUUUAGUUUCAGUGUCGUGAGUUGUCGAUUAAAUUUAUUUCGUUUUGGAUUACACGCACCCCAUAGAAAUGUUAAUAAGAAAAGUCCAGCUACUAAUAACGGCCCAUCUGAUAUGCUCAUCGUUCUCCCAAAACGAGCGCUCCUACGACACCAACGACUGGAUCCCCAUCACCCAGAAUACCGGUGAUGACCCGGAUGGCACUCAGAGGAAACCCACUGGCAGGGUGCUAAACCUCGACGCGCCAGCCCAAAAAUUCUUCCCCGACGAAUUCGUCUACAAGAAAAGUAGGCCGAGCUUCCAGACAAGGCCGAAACACAAGGAUAGGCAUAACGCACCUAAAUUCGAGAACGCCUACAAGUUUGAAGUGCCCCCAGCACUCCCACAGAACGUACCACCUACAAAAUUGCAGUUCCAAUUCCCGCCUCAAGAAGUCCAACUACCAAAUUACCAACAACCUCCACCUUUAAACGUUUACCGCCCACCGCCACCUCAACUUACCCAAUACGUACCUAACCCUCAAGCGAUACGAGCUCCUCAACCGAAUCAACCGAGCACCUAUCAGCAGUACCAACAGUUACCAGUACAGGCAGGACCUCCUCCACAGACAGUACCAUCUUAUAACACGACGUUCUACCAGACAAUUAACCCUUUAAAUAUUAAUCAAGAAUUAGUAGGAUCCUUACAGUUCCAGACCGCUCAAGAAGAGAAGGUACAGCAAUUAAAUGAAAAUAUCCCUACAGAAAAAUCAAAUAACGCUAAAGAUAAUGUCCAAUUAGUCUACGUGCCUUUAGAAAACUUAAAAGGAAACCAGCAAUUUCAACCAGUACCCCAAGGUACUCAAAAUAUCUACAGACAAAUCGAGUCGCCAAGAUACGAAACUCCAAUCGACAAGCCGCAUCGUCUAGCAGCGAUCGAACAAGACUUCAUCCAACAAGCUCUCCAAGCCACCAAACUUCAAGAACAAAUACAACACGGAGAACCUAUCUAUUACCAAGUCAGCACCACCACUUCUAAGCCGAUUAAGAAAAGAAAGCCUCAUCAACCUCCUCUAGCUGUAUAUCUAGAAGGCGAGAAGCAAAGAGCUGACGUUACAGACGUUCUAUCAGCUUUGCAUGAUGCUAAAAGUAUAGCUGUUCAAGAUACCAUACAACCAAACUCACCUGAACUGUUCAUAGGACCAUCAACAUUAGAUUCUCCAGAAUACACCAAAUUUCCUUUACCAUAUCUUAAUAGCAUCGAAGGUAACAGGAUAAGCAAAAAUAUCGACAACUUACCGUUCUUUGUAGCACCGUUAAACUUUAAAGCCCCACCCGGUUUCUCUAAAAUACCUUUACCAGCUCCACAUGUAGGAUCAGUAGUUAUUUCAAAUAAAGAAGAUUUACAUGGCAAAAGAUCUACACCAAGACCUAAUCUAUUUCAAACAGAGAGUUCUAAACAGCUUGGAAAAGACGAUACACCUACUGUGACUCCAAAAACUGAAACUCUUACACAACAACCUUACUUUGGAGAAACUUACUACAAUCAAGGUGCGUUUGUUCCAUCCACACAACCUCAACUACUACAGUUUUCUGUCAACGGACAGAAUAAGCAAUAUAAUCUUCCUGAAGCUGGUUAUAAUCAGCAAAUCAUUGGCAACGAAUAUAACCUACCAUUAAAGUCUGAACCAGAAGUUACCACACAAAUUAAAGAUGUUGUUACCGAUAAUGCUAAAGGUAUACCUGAAUCUUCUUUCCAAUAUAGUUACAGAGAAGAAGCAGCUAAACCUACACCAAAAAAUAGUUACAAAUCUACUGAAGAUCUAAACUACAACGCACCUGGUACAAGUUUAUCAUACACUGGUCCACAAACGUAUACACAAGAAGAUCAAAUACCCUAUCAACAACAGUACAAUGAUUAUAAUGGUGCACAAAAACAAAGUGAUGAUCUGUAUAGAGUAGUUCAACAAGUUAGAUACGAACCAAUCGCCACAACCUUUGAUGCUACUACCAAACCCGAACAACAAACUGUUAACAUUAAACCAAAAGAGACUCGACAAAGACAGAAUACUAAUAAUUAUCUUCCAGAAACUCAACAGAAAUCUCAAUUACCAGACAUAAGCCCACUAGAAUUGGCUAUAAACGAAUUUGAACUACACCAAAUCAAUACGCAGUUAGAAGAAAAGCCUAGAGUUAAGAAUCAGUACAAUUACAAGGAUGAAAAUGUUAACGACGAAUCUGAAUACAAAUUUGAUCCUGAAUUGCAUAGAUUUGCCAGCACUCCUUCUUCUAUUUUAAGAGAUACUUAUGACACUACAACUAGACCAACUACUAAACCAAGAAAUAGAAUCAGAACUAGACCGAAGACUACAACAUUACCUCCACCAGAAGAAGAUGUAGGUUAUACGGUACUAGAAGACUUUUCUAUAAAACAGAAACCCCAGAACAAUGUCCAGUAUGCUACUGAACAGAAGUCUCAAAAUAAUGUCCAAUAUGCUGAACAAAGACCUCAGAAUAAUAUCCAGUAUGCUACUGAACAGAAGUCUCAAAAUACUGUCCAAUAUGUUGAACAAAGACCUCAGAGCAAUAUCCAGUAUCCUACUGAACAGAAGUCUCAAAAUAAUGUUCAUUAUGCUGAACAGAAACCCCAGAACAAUAUCCAGUAUGCUACCGAACAGAAGUCUCAAAACACUGUCCAUUAUGCUGAACAAAAACCCCAAUAUACAAUUCAACAGGACGAAGUACAAACUGAAAGAAUUCCCGCUCAACAGUCUUACAAAAACCCUAGUUACUCGGAUUCCAUUACAGAAGUGGAACAUAUACCGACGAACGUUUACAGUUUGAAUGUUAACAAAGAUGUUGCUUACACACAAACACCUACACCUGAACACGCUUAUACGCUGAAUCAAAAUCUGAUGGAUCGGCAGAUUCUUCAAAACGGUGUCAGACAGAACAAUCAAAAUUACGAGCAACCAACCUAUGAACAACAAGGUCAGUUUGAAGUAACACCUUAUGAGUAUACAGUUCAACCGAAUUUGGAGUCUACCAGAGGACAUUCAAGUGAUUAUGCUUCCAAGGAACAAUAUGGAAGCAAUGAAUAUGGCAGCGCUUUGGAUGACCCAUCCGUGAGAACUUUAUUAGUACCGAAACUUUUAGUACCAACGACUAGUAGUGACGGAGCGUUCACAGCACCAAGUUACCUACCAACUACUGAACAAAUUAGAACUACUGUAACUACUAGUACUACAACAGAAAGACCAAUAGAAACAACUACCCAAUCACGUGUACGAUCUAGAACACGUGGUGGCAAUAGAUUUAACACUUACAGUACAACUAAGAGAUCCGUUUCUAGAAGAAGACCAACAAGAGUUACAACAGAACGCCCUACUAAAUACACACAAGACGAUUAUGGAACAAAAAGUACUGUCACUAAGUCGAGAUUUAGAACCAGAGGACGUACCACACCGAAUAGUAUUACCGAAAGACAAGCUACUACAGAAAAUGAGAUCCAUGAAAUUCCAACUUCAGAACCAGUCAAAAUUAGGACACACCCAGACGGAUCUCAAUCUUAUGCUGAAUACGAUCACUCUGUGGACCCGGGGCAGAUCGUAAAUGUAACACCAGAAGAAGACGAUUAUUCAAACAUCUAUCCAACGUCUGCACGUCCGGUUAUCCAAUAUGAUAAUACUGCUUCCACUCCAAGACCAAACAUAAAUGUACAAAUCACUCACCCAGAUGAAGAAGAUAUACCUAAGGAAAAGGUUAGAGUGCGUGGAAGGAUUAGGGAUAGACCUAGGGGUUCGGGAACAAGUACAGAAAGAGUUAGUACUAGAAGAAUAAUUGAUAAACCAAGGCCAGAGACAGAAGAAAGCGAGGAAGAGUUCUAUGGGUUCUUCAGGAAGCCAGACUUUGGCCCAGCAGCUCAAACACCCGUAGAAAUCCCCACAGUUGCGCCAAGACAUAGAGUAUACGCAUACCAAACACCUAGCCAACAUGGGGAAGAUUAUCAACUAAAUCUUGACAACACUCAUGUUGAAACAUCCACAGUAAGAUUCAUUGGAGAGAUAGUACCAAAAUACACCACCAGCAGAGAGGUUAUAACCGAAAUCGAAACCGAAACACCGAAGCCUAGAAUAAGAACAAGAACCAGGGCCCAGCAAAGAAAAACGCAACCUACUCAAGAACAAGCAACUAGGAGGUCUAAUAUUAUAAGAUCCAGAGGUAAAACUCAUUUCAAACUACCCGAAACCGCAAAUAAAAAUAAAGAAGAUGCCGAAGCUGACGUUGAAGGUGGAAAUUAUCCAGCGCAAUACUUGCAAGGAAGACGAGGAGUAACUACUCCUACUCCAAACUUUCAAAUAACCGUUGCUCCGGAUGAGGAAGACCAAGCUUUGAAUCCUUCUCUGUACAGACCCAGUGUUGUUGCUAGUCCCCAAGAAUGGCAUGAUGCUUCUGAAUAUAAUCAUCAGGAUCAAAAAAAAACCGAUACAAACGUUCUCGAAACCGAUGAAAAUGCUUCAAAACUAACUGACGACCAACCGGAUCACCCAUAUGCUCUUCCAGUAAAAGCAAUAACCGAAGAAGUACCAGUAACAACAACUGGUGUUACCAGCGAUGAACUAUUCAAAGAAACGACUAGAAAAAUAGAAGAACAAUUCGAAGCUAUCAACAAUUUCGACGCAGAAAGACACACUGAAGCUGAAGACGAAGCAAAUACGGAAAAAUCGAAGAAGCAAAAAAGAAGAAAGGGCGUAUGGAAACUAGUUAAACAUCGACCUGUAGAUCCUUUAGAAACGUCUGAAAGUCAAAAUUACUUUUCUGUUUUGAACUCCUACCACGACAUACGAAAGGUUAACUCUGAUGCUGAGAAAGGUUUAAAUGAAGAUCGACCAAAUUUGGACCAAGAAGACUUCAAUCAGUUUGAAAAUGAAGAUUUAGAAGUACAAACUGAAAAUAUUAAAGAAAUUACAACAAAUUUACCCGAAGAAGAAGAACAACAACCAAUUAUAAACACAACUGUUGAAUCUAGCUCUACCAGUACAGAAAGGAAUCUUCCCGUUAGCCAAGAAGAAAAAGAAGACUUUCUAGAUUCGAUAUACGAAAUGUUCGGCAUGUCAAGACAAGAAGAUAAAUCAACCCAUCAACCAAUAGUAGAAACAGAAACAACUCCUCCAGCAACCACGACUCUUAACAACCCAACGUUUCCAGAAGAACUCACAGAACCUCCAUCGCGUUCCUCUACAACGAACACAACUGAAACUCCCGCAGAAAUAGAAACUACGACUUUUGUCACAGAAGACGUUUUCACCACGCCUCAGCUAGAGGCUAAGCACGAGAUUAGGACGUCGACGUUUCACAUCCAACCGUGGCAUAUGAGAGAGGUCGGUCAAGUUAGAACCAGCACUUCGACUGAAGUGUCGCACGAAACUGAAAUUUGCUAUAAGGGCAGGUGUAUAAGGUCGCAUGAUAGGAAGAAGAGGUUGUAGAUGUAAGAAGAGAAACAGUGGUGGGUCGGGAAGGUAAAAUACUUUAAGAUUGAACGACUUAUAAGUAAGGAAGUGCGCAUAGAAGUUUUGGUAAUAGCAUAUUUUAUAUGAUACGUGCACUAGUUGGAAGAAAAUAAUCAGUUGGGAGUUGUUUAAAGAUUAAAGAAUGUAGCGAUCUUAUCAAACAAAUGCAUUGGAGAUAUUUCUAGUGUUCCCACAUCUUUUCUUCACAGAACGUACUAUCCAAACUCAAUUCCUUCACCAUUUUAUGCAUAUCAGGUUUCAUCUUGGUACAUUUGUUGUUUUUUAUGAAUUGAUAAUUGAAAAUGGGAUUGUAGAUCAUUUUUGCUCCUUCCACUAAUUUUAGUAGGGUCUGUUUUCUAUGGAUUUAUUGGCCUUUCUUUCCUUGAUCAAAACAUCGAGUGUUAUACAUAAGGCAUUUAAACUAACCCCAAUAUCAGAUUGAAUAUGGGAUAACAACAGAUCUUUUUGCAUUUCUAAAUUGGGUUCAACUGUAAGGUUUUUACACCUGGACAAUUGUUUGGAAGUACCCUCUUUGUUUACUGUCUUCCGGUUACAUGCCUCUUUUCAAAUAAUUAUCCCAGCGAUUCACCAAUUCUAUAAUCAAUGGAAUGUCUUUUUUGGUAGAUGUUUGGAAGGAUCAUUUCCUAAAAGGUCCAUAAUAUAUUGAUUUAGCAGAAAAGACAGGUUUGGAUGAGAAGACUCCUCAGAUACUGAUGUAGAUUAUAAUAUUCUUCGUCUAUGAGUUAUAACGGUCUUGUCCGAAUUUAUUGAAUAAAGCGAAAAGGAAAUACACAUGUAUAUAUAAAUAUAUACCGGGUGUCCCAUUAUAUUUUUCAACAUUUGGCAAGCUUAUAACUUUUAAAUACUUUUAAAUGAAAGUACUCUUCUUUUAUCUAGUGCUUCUAUCAUAUAAAAUAUGCUGCUACCAAGUAUUUUAUAAGGACCGGACUACGAAUUAUAAUUAGUAAAUCUGUUUAUGAUUGAUGAAAAUUUAAUAAAAUCAGUCAAGUUCAGUCUUUUUCAAAAAACGAGAUGGUAAUCUGCUAAUUUUAAUUUUCGUGUUUUUAAAAUUAAGACACCGUCCCAUCACUGUUUAUAGAGAUUUUGAAUAAUAUAGUAUCAUGUUCCAUUUAUGACAAUAUACAAACGUUAAAAAAAAUAUAAAUAAAAUAAACUGUAGCCAGUGUUAGAGAAAAUAUUACAAGGUUGGUUGAACUGUAGAAAAAGUUUCGGUAAUAAACAACUGCAAUAUGUGCAAAAGUGUCGCCAUAUUGUAAAAUUGAUGUUAGGACUUUAAAACAAUUGCCUAGUGAUUUAAAAUUUAUAAGUAGGUCAAUCCAAAGUUAUUUUGUAAAAACAGAGAUAGUGUUUUUUAAUAUUAAAUAAAUAUAAUUGUUUUUUUAAUUCUGUAGAAUUUUGAGUAAGUAAAAAAAUACAAGG